This is a messenger RNA of Rhodofomes roseus, 2850 nucleotides long. RefSeq lists its product as uncharacterized. Bases 1 to 2850 code for a protein of 949 amino acids. The record is from RefSeq and is a predicted model, not a curated record. Lineage: Eukaryota; Fungi; Basidiomycota; Agaricomycetes; Polyporales; Fomitopsidaceae. The transcript is spliced from 3 exons. Gene Ontology annotation, molecular function: guanyl-nucleotide exchange factor activity.
AUGCCUUUGUCGCAUUCGCGCAGCUUGGGUUCUCUCUCCGGGAUGCUUAACUCGCAGUCUGCGAGCGAGAAGUCUGGCCGCUCGGGACGCUCUCAGACACCAGACAAGCCUCUACCCAUCACCCCCGAUCCAUCAACCUCCUCAGCCACCUUUGCCGAUGAUCAUGAUCACGUCCACGAAAUCGCACUUGAACCCAACGAUUCUCUCUUCGCUUCCGACUCCGGCUCGUCCUCGCUUCUCAAGCCGUCCAUAGCCGUGUCGAAACGCGUCCGUGCCCUCGAGGAGUUGCUGUCGAGUGAGAGAGCGUAUGCGUCUGACCUCGCCCUCAUUCGGGACAUACACAUCCCACUUGCUUCAGGGCAACCUGCUCCUUUCCCUGCCGCCCCCGCGACCCCACCGUCCUCGGGGUCAUCUGUACGCACCCAAUCCACAUCGUCAGAUUCCUCAGCGGGUGUGUCCAGCUCAUCCUCUUCCCCACCGAUGACACGGGACGACAUUCGGAUCAUCUUCAACAAUGUUGCGGAACUGGCCGUAUUCUCGGACUCGUUCACGGAACAGAUCGAAGAAGCAUUGGGAUCCGUGCUCGAGGGGGGGUCAGGCGUGGACCAUGUCGGGGCUCUGUUCUUGGACACGAUUUCUACUAUAGAGCCGCUCUACCUCGCCUACAUCACAAAGCACCCCAUUGCUUUGGAGCACCUAACUGGCCUGCCGCAGACCCCGGCGCUCACGGCCUACCUCGCGGAAUCACGCAUGCUCGCGUCGAAGCUCACCCACGCCUGGGACCUGCAAUCGCUUCUCAUUAAGCCCGUGCAGCGCCUGCUCAAGUAUCCACUCCUGCUGAGUGCGAUCAUCGAGGAGACAUCCGAUGCACACCCAGACAAGGUGAACCUCAAACGUGCACGGGAGAAGAUGGAGGAGGUCGCACGCGGUGUGAACGAGGGCCGUAGGCGGCGGGAGGUGAUCAAGGAGGUCCUCAAUGGCUCCUCAGGGACGCCGAGCAAGCGGCACAGCGACCCAAAGCCUAAGCCGAAGAAGAAGGGUUUGAACCUUGGCGUGUCGGCCUCCGUGAGUCUCGGGCGGAUGAAGAGCUUCAGUAUGAAGUCCGUCAAAGCAAAGGAGGGCGCCGAGGCGAACCAGGAGGCCGAGCAGGUCGUGCGAUUGGGUGAGCAGGUGAAGGAUUCCGAAGCCUUCGCGCGGACGUUCGCGAAGGAGACCAUUGAGUGGUGCAAGACGGUGCAGGGUUUGAUGGACCAGCUAUCGCGGUGGUCCACGAGCUUCGGACAGGUGAUCGGCGUGUCGCAGCCGGAGGAGUCGGAGGCAUUCGCGGCAUUCAUCCAGGUCAGCACGAAGGAGCUGCCGGCACUGUGCGAGGACUUCACUACGACCGUCAAGGAGAAACUCCUGCCAGAGUUGACGAAGUUCGUGGACUCGACACUCGCUCCCCUCCGGCUCGUAGAGGCGAUGCAGACGCUAGAACCUUUGCACCUCGGUCUGCUCAACCUCAACGUCGCUAAGUCACGCCCUCCGCCCCAGCUCCUGGAGGCUUCACAGUCUUACGUUGCCCUGCGUGCCCAGCUGGCGUCAGAGCUGCCUGCCUAUCUGACGCUGUUGGACAAGGGGCUGACGUUCUGCUUCAAGCAGUUCAAUAACUGGCAGAUGAAAUUCUACCUGCGGGUUCGAGAUCGGUGGCUCACCCUCUGGAACUCACUCAAGGUUGAGGGUGAGAUGAAUGCCGGAGCUGCCGAGACCGUUAGGGUGUGGUGGUCGCGCUGGGCAGACGUUGAAGGCCAGACGCUCGGCCUCAACAUCGUGCGGCCAUCUGAGCGACGCACGGGGGCACCAGAGAUGACGCGCCAGAAGUCGCGGCUGCGCAUGAAAAUCUUCGACGACGACUCCAGCGAGACGAGUUCGACUGUUGUGGUGUCAUCCUCCAUCCUCACCCUCGACCCCAGCCUCGUGUACGACCCCCUCAGCUCGCCAUCCACACUGUCGCUCCAGACGCCCGUGAGUGUGAAAGCGCGGAGCGUGCGCUCACUGGACGUCGGGCGCAAGCUCGAGCGCCACAACUCCAGCGAAAGCUUUCGCUCGAAGAAGUCGGGCAAGUCGGCGAGGUCGAUGGGGCACCAGCCGAGCCACAGCGUAAAUACCAUCGACUCGGAUGUCGUCGGAUAUUACGGCGAUAUGGUGAACGCUUUGGGUACGACGCCGCAGAAACCUACGAAUACGCUGACGAAGAGCAAACCGAGGCCGGCUCCGUUGCCUCUGAAGAAAUCACACUCACAUGGACGCCUGUUGGAUGACGCCGCCGAUACACGUCGGAGGAGCCCGCGUCGUUCAAAUACCGACCGGCCUUCUCCAGGGCGUCCCCAGUUCGUCGAGGACAUGGAUGACCGGGGUCGCCCAACACGGAAGCCAUCCUUCAAGCGGAGGCUGACGGAAACGCUCCUUCCUAGCUCUUCUUCUGUUGUACGACAACACCGCUCCCCAUCCGCGCCUGGACAUGCUUCUCCCUCGUUCUCACAAAGUACCGCGCCUGCGCGCAGUACGCCCUCCUCUACUCGCCGCCAAAGCAGGCGACCAAGCGUCGGUGGCACCAGAAUACCGUCGCUAUACACUUGUCGGGUCGUGCACCCGUGCGAGCCGCCGCCAGGUGUCUCAUACCGCGACCUUCCUUUCUUCACGCUCCGCGCCGGUGAUUGUUAUGACGUGCUCCAAGAGGCUGGCCAUCCUGCCCUCCACGAAGACCUUCCUUUGUAUGUUGACGAUGGUGAGGACUGUUUGCUGCUCGUACGAAAUCGUGCGGAGGACAUUGGGUGGGCAUUAGCUAGCUUCAUGUUGCCCGCGGACUAA